Molecule: messenger RNA, 2086 nt
Organism: Cucurbitaria berberidis CBS 394.84
Lineage: Eukaryota; Fungi; Ascomycota; Dothideomycetes; Pleosporales; Cucurbitariaceae
Exons: 2
Coding region: 316-1599 (427 amino acids)
Biological process (GO): positive regulation of catalytic activity
Cellular component (GO): fungal-type vacuole; cell periphery
Source: RefSeq, a predicted model, not a curated record
CAAUCUCCCAGUCGACCCGGGGCUCGACCCUCGACGACGACGACGCCAGCGGUACUACGAUACACUCGAUACCCUUCUUUUUUUUUCAGCUACCCCGGAUUGCCACCAAGUAUCAAGGUGCCGAGCAUGCUGUCGUCACGCGUCAUCUACUUCGCUCCCACCUAAUCGCCGUCGUUGCUCACCCCCCGCCAAGGAGGCCCAGAGCACUCGAAGCCUGCUGCUGCUCCUGCUAACGCCCGACGCCUGGAGCUUGAUUAGAACUGGAGGACCCGCUGCUCUGACAAGGAAGCCCUUCACGCUCCACGGCAAGCAAGCAUGACCACAAAGCCCAUGGUCGAGCGCAGAAAGAGCGACAAUGGCAAUGGCAACGGCAACGGCACCUCUCCCUUUCUCCGCCCGGAUGCGGCCCAUGGGAGUGCCCAUACGUCCUCUACCUCGACAUCUUCGACCGCCAACCGACUCCUACCCUCCCCGAUACCUCCGCCGACCGCCUCGUCCAUAGGCUCGCAGCGUCCACAGUCAAGAGUCAGCGGUGUGUCUGGACACUCACGCAACGGGAGCGACGGAGCGGCUGUGAGGAAGAGCCACAGCCACUCCAUAUCGAGCACUCCUCGCACGCUGGCGUCGUCAAACAGGAGCGAGAGCGCUGAGAACAGGGAGAAGCAACGUGCUGUCAGGACACUGCCUUCAUGGGUUCAAUCCGCCGACGAAGACGAGAAUGUCGAUGCAACCUCCCUUCUCCUCCCACGAACACCUACCUCCGCCCGCCCUGCCUCCCAUCACUACAUGCCCACGCCAAAGUCCAAUGUCCCUGGUCGCAAAUUCGACCAUGCUCGCGAAGGCGCCCCGGUUACGCUCUCCACGCCCAUGAGCGACAGCGCCUCGAAAUGGAAAGUGUUUGCCCAAUCGUCCACCAAUGACCAUACCGACCGUCCCAUUUCGUCUCGCGGCCACGUCGUCGACGACAAUUGGAUGAAAGACAACCUGCCCGACCUCGAAACAAAGUGGGAGCCCAUAGACAACCAGGACCAGGAAGAGACACUCAAGGGCUACUGGUUGUUCAGCCCAACCAAGCGGAAGCGCAAAAUACUUCGAUUCCAUAGGACGGUUAUGAACCAUCCCAUGGUACCUGCCGUAAUCCGCAUGGUCGUGCUUACCUUCUCUAUUCUGGCUCUUGCGCUUGCAGGCGCUAUAUACCACAAGUCCGACAGCGCGAAUUGCCUCAAUAACUCGUCCACCUGGAUGGCUAUUCUUGUUGAUGUCGUUGCUAUUUGCUAUACACUCUAUAUUACCUACGACGAAUACACUUCGAAACCACUGGGCCUGCGCUCACACAACGCGAAGAUGUCUCUGAUUUUUCUCGACUUAGCCUUUAUUGUCUUUGAAUCGGCAAAUCUGAGUCUGGCAUUUCAAGCUCUGACUGAUGACAAAUGGGCGUGUCAAGAUUCUCCAGAAGAUAUCGGCCAAGCUUGCCCGUAUACGAGAGCUAUUUGUGUACGGCAGAAAGCCUUGACUGCUACCCUGUUAAUUGCCCUGCUAGCGUGGAUAGGGACGUUUACUAUCAGCACUCUCAGGUUGAUCCACCGCGUAGCGAGGUAGCGUGCACGUCCUAUGCCGAUCUUCCAAUACGUUCUCUCUGCAAUCUUUACCCUGUGUAUUAGUAUACAUUAUGUUCUCAGCAUUGACUGAUUCGCGCUUUCAUCCUUCUAGGCAAGACGAUGCACCCCUCCAUAUGUCUACUUUCUCGCCCAUGCGGCGGCGACGUGGUAUACCCAGACAUUCACACCCUGUUCGAUUUCAUUCCCGUGUUCAGACUCGUUCCUAGUCAUCUCGUAUCAUUAUUUUGAGCUGGCAUCAGCGAGGCGUUAGGGGUUUGGUUUGUUUGCAUAGUUAACGCGCGGUGCAAGGCAUGCAUCGUGAGGUUCCUUGUUUGUGCUUAUGGGAAGUUGGUGGAUGGGGACAGUGAGGCUGCCUACUGGAAAGAUAAAAUACAUUGUGAGAAUUCGGGGGGAAAAACAGGCAGUAGAAUAGAGCGACGUGGACCCUAGUAAAUACAACCAAUAAUCAACUAAACAUAUCCAACUGC